AUGGAUGAUCUAGUCGAGCUAGAAUGGAGUGACAAACCUGAGCAGCAGAAAAACAACACGGCAUCUUCUAGCUAUAAUUUCGACGCAUUGCUUCGCUCUAUGCCAUCCUCGUCACACCAAGAUGCGUCGUCGAAGCGCCAGUCUGCCUCUGUGUCUGCAAAUCGGGCACCAACGGCUUCUAAGAAUGAAAGUAUGGAUGCGUUUGCAUCUCUCCUCCCAUCAUUUGGUCAAGCACAGAAGGAACAGAGGAAAACAACGCCGUCAGUGCCGCAGGCUAACUCGCAUGUGAAGGAACAGAAAUCGCAGGACAUAUGGGGCUUGGAUGCUUUCGAAAGCAUGUCGGCAUCCACUGCUGGUGAGAGGCUGCAUUCCAAGUCAGCCAUGUUUAUGCGUUCAAUGCAGUCGAUUUCGCCCUCAGCUGCGCCAUCCUCAAAAUAUCCCACCGAGGACGAUCUCCUCGCUGAUUUCCGCACUCGUCCCUCUCCUCCUACGCCCUUACCGACUGCCCCUAAUGAUGGCGCCGAUCUGUUGGGUGAUCUUUUAAAGCCUGUUCAAAGCCAACCAGCUAAGGAAUCGUCCACUUGCCCAGAAGAACGACCGUUAACAACGUCCUCUUCCAGCCCAACCAAACAACCUACAGGUCAUAUGGCUCCAAGCCCUUCAAGAUCACCGCCGCCCCACAUUGUUGGCCAAUUGGUCGAGAUGGGCUUCGGCCCUGUGGAAGCGCGCGAGGCUCUUGCGCAGACAUCGUCAGGACAAGACGUUCAGCAGGCAGCUGACGCUCUGAUUGCGUCCCAACCGCCACCUCCUACAUUUGAAUUCAUAUCUUCAAAAUCCAUGAAAGAAGAUGGCGACGAACGCCGUCGGACUUCACGCAUGGCACCAGCAGAGACACGCACUGGCCGUCCAACCCCAGCUCGGCCAUCCUUCUCGAACCCAUUCGAUCCGGCAACCAAGUCUUUCCAACAACAGGCAGAUCAGCUGUAUUCACAAGCAAGCACUCUAGGCACGUCCAUGCUGAAAAAUGCAAACGCGUGGUGGGACUCCGCAAAGGCUCAGGCACGUAAGGCUAUGGAUGAGGCUCGUGGCGAUGGUCAAGACGUAACGGCGAUGUCAGUUGCGUCUGGUUUACGCCGGCAUGCAUUACGUCGUUGGGGCGGCAGGUCGUCUUCUCAACGCCCUGUCGAUUACGACGCCACGCCUCGUUGGAUGAGUACUGCGCCAGCGCCGGCCGAAUCACCCUCAGCAAACGUCUCGUCUUCCAGCGCGGCACCCCGAGCAACGGCGACAGAGUGCAAAGCCAAAGCAGACAUCCCCACCCAACCCGCAUCUGUUGAGUCGAAUGACGUGUUGCUGCUUGGCGAUGAAUGCGAUACUGCAUCAUCCCGUCCAACACCUCCGGCAGCAGCGGGACGAUCGACGAAGUAUGAUGAGCCUGCUGCGCGUGCAAGCUCUUCAGCCCCUUCUUCUACAGCAUCACCUGCCCUUCAAAACUGCCGCCAUGAGCGAACGAUUGCGCCGGAGGAUACCACUCUCGUUAACCGCGCUACUCAUCACAAAGAUCAGGGAAAUAUGCACUUUCUUCGCGGUGCUUAUGCAGAUGCGGAAGAGCAAUACACAAAGGCACUGGACCUUCUUCCCCACACAUCGUUGUGGCGUAUUCCUCUUUUGAACAACCGCGCGAACGUGCGCUUGAAAAAUGGUAACAGUGCCGGGGCAAGCGCGGAUUGCACCGCCUCCAUUAAUUUGAUUGUUCUUCCGACUAUGCAAGGUGGCAUCUACCGCCCUAGCCAGGAUGCGUUACCUGCUUCGCAUGCAUCUCUCAUUUUGCGCGAAGCGUAUGCAAAAAGUGUAUCUCAGAGAGCGCGUGCGUAUGAAGCGGUGGAGAAAUACGCGCUUGCCAAGCAGGACUGGGACAAACUGGCGCGUUACGAACGUGCCGAAGGAAGCGGCGUCAAAAGCGGCGACAUUCAUCGUCGAGCUGCAGUGGAUGGCAUUGCUCGCUGUGAGCGAAUGCUAAAUCCAACAAAGCCUAGCAUUGCACGUUUUUCGCUGUCCACACAUGGCCGUGCGCAAGCACCGAGUCGGUCUUCCCUGGCUACAGACUCAGAUGGUAUGGCACGCAUGCGAGCGAUUCGGCAAGCGCAAGAUCAAGAAGAUGCGCAACGUAUCGCACAUAAAGACUCAGUGGAUGCUCGAAUCCAAGCAUGGACAAAAGGAAAAGAAAAUAAUGUUCGUGCUUUGCUGGCAUCGAUGGAUGACCCCAAGUAUGGUCUGAUCUGGGAAGCACUUGAUUGGAAGAAGAUUGAUCUGCACCAGCUCAUCACUGAUGCGCAGGUAAAGCGUGCGUAUACGAAAGCCAUCGCGCGUCUGCAUCCCGACAAGCUUUCCUCAGCAAAGACCAGCGUUGAGCAGCGGAUGCUAGCAGCAGGCAUGUUUAACGCACUGAACGAAGCAUUUCAUAAAUAG
This is a messenger RNA of Malassezia globosa CBS 7966, 2469 nucleotides long. RefSeq lists its product as uncharacterized. The record is from RefSeq and is a predicted model, not a curated record. Gene Ontology annotation, molecular function: clathrin binding. Gene Ontology annotation, biological process: clathrin-dependent endocytosis; clathrin coat disassembly. The transcript has a single exon. Bases 1 to 2469 code for a protein of 822 amino acids. Gene Ontology annotation, cellular component: vesicle; intracellular membrane-bounded organelle; cytoplasm. Lineage: Eukaryota; Fungi; Basidiomycota; Malasseziomycetes; Malasseziales; Malasseziaceae.